AUGAGUUAUUCCAUUUCCACACGUUCUAUAAGCCUGAUGUGUUUCAUCACCCUGUUUCUAUUGCUUGUUGCAACCACCCAUGCUAGGAUCCUAGACCAAAAACAACAAAUAAGCUUUGCAGAACAAUUCUCAAUUCCCCAGAAUGCUUACCCAGAUCAAGAACAAGAAAGAAGCUUUGCAGAUCAAUUUGUGAUUCCUCAGAAUGCUGCUCGGUCCAAGGUCAGAGUGCCACCAUUGGUGUGGAGCGCAAAACUGGAAAGUUACGCGCAGUGGUAUGCGAAUAUAAGGCGCAAUGACUGUGCCCUUGAACACUCCAACGGGCCAUAUGGUGAAAAUAUAUUCUGGGGUGGCGGAGCAGGGUGGACCCCAGCACAAGCUGUCAACGCUUGGGUUGAAGAGGUGCAAUGGUACAAUUACGACCUUAAUUCUUGUGCUGAAGGACAGAUGUGUGGACAUUAUACUCAGAUUGUGUGGAACACCACAAUGAACGUUGGUUGUGCCAGUGUUACUUGCACUGGUGAUAAGGGUACGUUCAUCACUUGCAACUAUGAUCCUCCUGGUAACUAUGUUGGAGAAAGACCUUACUGA
Messenger RNA from Gastrolobium bilobum, 588 nucleotides. RefSeq names its product pathogenesis-related protein PR-1-like. Lineage: Eukaryota; Viridiplantae; Streptophyta; Magnoliopsida; Fabales; Fabaceae. The transcript has a single exon. The coding region runs from base 1 to 588 and encodes 195 amino acids. The record is from RefSeq and is a predicted model, not a curated record. Gene Ontology annotation, cellular component: extracellular region.